Messenger RNA from Exserohilum turcica Et28A, 1743 nucleotides. RefSeq lists its product as uncharacterized. Gene Ontology annotation, molecular function: S-adenosylmethionine-dependent methyltransferase activity. The record is from RefSeq and is a predicted model, not a curated record. The coding region runs from base 1 to 1743 and encodes 580 amino acids. NCBI's taxonomy places the organism in Eukaryota, Fungi, Ascomycota, Dothideomycetes, Pleosporales, Pleosporaceae. The transcript has 3 exons.
AUGUUUCCUGGAUUCGAAGUACCGGCCUCACACUCAGAAACCGCAAGAGCCCGCAAAGCACGAAAGGCGCGAGAAGAAGAAGAGUCUGCCCGGAGGUCGUCGUCAGCUGCUUCGCAGUCGUCGGCGAGCGUGAGAAGCCAGCCCACGUCGAGCAAAACCCAAAAUGCACCGGGCUCCAGGGCAAAAGAGAAGAGUGGAUUGAGUGGUUGGUUCAGUAGAAGCAACAAAAUCCAAGAGAUUUCGCCGCUGCCGCCUGCAAUUGACAUUCCCCCUCCUCCAACGAGAGAUACAGUAGCGCCUGAGCCGGGUGUAGAUAUUAGUCAAGGCCCAGCACUUCCUACAGCUCCCUUGGAUGCUGAGGACAGGUCUCUGUUCCCAAGCCCGCCGCCCCAGCCUGCCGAAAAGCAACCCCGACUACUCCAACCCCGCCUCGCCUCACUGGUUCCGGGGCCUUAUCCUCCACCUACGUCUGAACUACCGCCAACGCCCGGUCCAACGUUGAACUGCGCUGUAAGCACAUCAGAUGCAAAAUCCCAAUACUCGUCGUAUUCACGAGCUUCGUUCAUCCCAUCAAAGAACAGUGUUUUCUCGAGCGCUUCUGGGUACGAAACAGCUCCAUCAGAAACUUCCUACGCUGGAUCAAAUCACAUCAGCCAAGGUCCUGUGUUCGAACCCGUCGAGCGUGGGUCCCGGACUGGAAGCAGGCAGGGCAAUGAGCGCGACCACAGUAGCAAGGCCGCUGCAUCGCCCUUUGCCCGCGCUUUGGCAAAGAUGGAGAGUGCUAGUACACGUAUAAUGUCUGCACGUCUCAGUGAAGAAUGGGAAGGCCUUGACGACGACGAAAGCUUUCAAGAGAUUAUGUUUGAGAAGCGGCUUUGGGCAUUAACAGCUUAUCUACGCCUAACGCAACAUAAAUCCUUGCAGUCACCAGCACACGAGCUGCUCAUCAAGGCUCGCCCUGGAGAACAGAGGAGAGUCCUUCAGCUACAUGGAUCGAUAGCUGAUGGAUGGACGCUUGCAAACCAAUAUCCCACCGUGACUGUGUAUACCCUCUCUUCCACACAGACCCCACCUCCCGCAUCUUACCCAGCCCCUUUGAACCAUCAUUCACUUUACCUGGCGUCGCUUUCGUCGCAAUCGCCGUUUCCGGAUAAUUAUUUCGAUGCCAUCAUCUCACGCUCAGUUGCUACAGUUCUUCGCAACGAUGAGUGGGCCCGCUUGUUCUUCGACUGCAUGCGCGUGCUUAAGCCAGGAGGGCAGAUUGAAAUCUUUUCAGUCGACGCGCACAUGAGUUGUGAGGGACCCAAAAUGUCAUCGUGGGUCGACGAGCACCUAGCCUGCCGACUAGAGUCUUCUGGAAUCAGUAAACAAGCUUCAGACACUGUUCUUGACACCAUGGAAAUUGUGGGCUUGGAGAACAUUCGCCGCGCGCGAAUAGCGCUUCCGGCCCAACCACCAAAAGCAAUGGUCAGGCCAGCCCCAGCUCCGUCGAAUGCAUCGAUUCGUAUGCCUACGCCACAAGAAACAUUCGAAAGUUCAAAAAUGAUGGCCUUCCUAGGUCGACAUUUCUACCAAGACCUGUACGGCAAAUUUGUGCACACAAGUCAGGGAGAAGAGUGGUUCUGGGGGCAUAAGGACAUACGCGACGAGUGUGAGCACUACAAGACAAAGAUGAUUCUUACAAUAGCAUGUGCCCAGAAGGCAAGCACCGUGGCCUAUGAUAAGGAAGGUUUCUCGGAUUGA